This is a messenger RNA of Hordeum vulgare subsp. vulgare (domesticated barley), 767 nucleotides long. Its product is annotated as putative ripening-related protein 6. Lineage: Eukaryota; Viridiplantae; Streptophyta; Magnoliopsida; Poales; Poaceae. The record is from RefSeq and is a predicted model, not a curated record. Bases 49 to 450 code for a protein of 133 amino acids. The transcript has a single exon.
GCAAGUCAAUUGAAAGUCCAGCAUAUAAGCAUAGGCAGAAGCUUAGCAAUGGCAACCACCAAGCUUGGGGUCGCUGCCAUGUUUGUGAUCCUACUGCAAGUGUCCACGUUGUGCGCCGUGGCACAGCACCACGGUGUGAUGACGCUGAACGGGUUCCAGAAAGGCGAGGAAGGCGGCGGGCCGUCGGCGUGCGACGGCAAGUACCACAGCAACAAGGAAAUGAUAGUGGCGCUGUCCAGCCGCUGGUACGGGGGCGGCCGCCGGUGCCGCAAGAUGAUCCGCAUCACCAGCGAGCAGAACGGGCGCACCGCACAGGCCAAGGUGGUGGACGAGUGCGACUCCAACAACGGAUGCAAGGACAGCAUCGUGGACGCCUCUGCUGCCGUGUGGAAGGCUCUCGGGCUCAACACCGACAUCGGCGAGGUCCCCGUCACCUGGACCGACGCCUGAAGCCAUGCAACGAUCCACCGGUAAGCAGCCGCCGACGAUCGCAAGGACGGGAGUGCUUAUCGAUUGGUGCAGUGAUGUCAAGUAGUAUAGCAGAAUAAUUAAUCUACCCGUAUGGAUGGCAGUGCAGGUGUACGGUGUACGUAUCUUGUAAGAGUCAUGUCUAUCUCAGUUUAUCUAUAUAAUCGAUGUUUUCUGGUGUGCAAUAAUCCGAUUGGUCAUCUACCUAUGUUGUAUUGUACUACUCCCGUAAUGUUACAUCUGAAGAAGAAAUGUGGGCUCUUGAUUAGUCUUCACUAUAUUCUGUCUAUGUGAGUUCA